GCCCCAUCCUACAAGGAGUCAGCUGAGAAACUCCCCCCUGCUCGAGCCCAAGCAAUGAUCAUGCCUGGCACAACCGGCAGCCUCCCCAUCCUUCCCCAAACAAAACUCAUCCACUCUGAUGGGGAGGUCAGGAUCAGAACAGGACAGUGCUCCCUUUCCUGGCUGUCCCCUGCUCUCCCUGCCCAACCCACAGAGCAAUCAGCUAAAUGCUUUAUCCCUCUUCAGCCAGUCACGCCAGGGGAAAAAAAAAUUAAAAAAAAAAAAAAGAAAGAAAGAAGCCUGAAGUGAUCCCUUUGCUGGCCUGACACCCUAAAGCCUCUCACCUCUCCCCGUCUUUCAUCAGAGUUCUAAACUCCUUAGGAUGUCAUCACGUGCUCCAUAAAUAACAAAUAUAUAAAAGCAGGGGCUGUGGAGGAUGCAGCAGACAGAGGAGGGGAGGCAAAGCCCCGGAUCCUCCUCUCCACCAGCGCUGAGACAGCACCAGGCGGGCAGGGAGCGGCUCAGCACCCCUGGCUGAUACCUCUGCUGGCUAACGGUGCUGGAGGAGCUCGGCUGGAAUAAAGGGGGCGGGAGCCGGUGGGGGCUGCCCCGAAGCGAGGGAGCGGCGGGAAGCCGGGCAGGAGGAGCAGCAGGAGCAGCAGGAGCAGCAGGAGGAGCAGGAGGAUCGGAGGAUGCCGGCGCUGAGCGCGUUGCCGUUCCUGAAGCCGGCGCAGCUGCGCUCGCCCCGCAGCCCGCCCGGGGGCCAGCGCCGGCACACGCUGCCCGCCAGCGAGUUCCGCUGCCUCGGGCCCGGCGACGCCGCCAGCGUGUUCGAGAUCGAGCGCGAAGCCUUUAUUUCGGUUUCUGGGGACUGUCCCCUGCACCUGGAUGAGAUCCGACACUUCCUGAACCUGUGCCCGGAGCUGUCCCUCGGCUGGUUUGAGGAAGGGCGGCUCGUGGCCUUCAUCAUCGGCUCCCUCUGGGACCAGGAGAGGCUCAGCCAGGCAGCCCUGACCCUGCACAAGCCGCAGGGCUCGGCCGUGCACAUCCACGUGCUGGCCGUGCACCGCACCGUGCGCCAGCAGGGCAAGGGCUCCAUCCUGAUGUGGCGCUACCUGCAGCACCUGCGCUGCCUGCCCUGCGCCCGCCGCGCCCUGCUCAUGUGCCAGCCCUUCCUCGUGCCCUUCUACCAGAAGUGCGGCUUCCAGGCGCUGGGGCCCUGCCAGGUGACCGUGGGGGACCUGGCCUUCGUGGAGAUGCAGCACGCCGUGCGCGGCCACGCCUUCAUGCGCAGGAACAGCGGCUGCUGAGGGGAGCUGCAGCCCCUCUCCGUGCCCACAUCCAUCAUCCCCAGCUGGCCCUGGAAACAGCUGCUCCCUCUGCCACAUCUGCCUUGCAGCCACGCCAGCCUGGCCCCAUCCCAUCCCUGCAGGGCUGGGCACAGGAGCUCCUGCCACGUCCUGCUGGAAGCAUCAGCUCCCUGGGCUGGGCACAGGAAUUCCUGCUGGAUCCUGCUGGAAGCAUCAGCUCCCUGGGCUGGGCACAGGAAUUCCUGCUGGAUCCUGCUGGAUCCAUCAGCUCCCUGAGCUGGGCACAGGAAUUCCUGCUGGAUCCUGCUGGAUCCAUCAGCUCCCUGGGCUGGGCACAGGAAUUCCUGCUGGAUCCUGCUGGAAGCAUCAGCUCCCUGGGUUGUGCUUGAGUCAGGGAUGGCCACAGGAAUUCGUGCUGGAUCCAUCAGCUUCCUUGGCUCUGCUUGAGCUGCCCUGGCCAUGAGCCCUCUGGGAUGGGAAGGCUUUGCCCUGGGAAUGGUUGGGGGCUCUGCUGGUCUGAGGACACUUGCACCCACCAUGGUUGGCUGAGACACCCAGAAGAGCCCCUGCAAACACGUGCCCCAGCCUGGCAUCGCUCCCACCAUCACCACCACCAUGAGUGGAGCACACCAUGGCCAAGCCCUCCCUGAGCAGCCCCCAGGCCAGGCAGGGGUUGUGGCAGCCACCCCCUGCCCACAGAUUUCCUUCCCAGCCCACAGCCACCCUGAGCUGCACAUUGCAGAGCCUCCCCAGGGAACCAGCCCAAACCAUUUGGUCCUCCCUGUCCCAGACCCACAACCAGCCCAGGACAAGCCUUCUGCAAACAACUCAGGUUGUUGGAAAGCAGCAAAUAAAGAUGUGGUGGUGAUUUUCUACACA
Molecule: messenger RNA, 2168 nt
Organism: Zonotrichia leucophrys gambelii
Lineage: Eukaryota; Metazoa; Chordata; Aves; Passeriformes; Passerellidae
Gene: AANAT
Product: aralkylamine N-acetyltransferase
Exons: 4
Coding region: 672-1289 (205 amino acids)
Biological process (GO): response to light stimulus; melatonin biosynthetic process; circadian rhythm
Cellular component (GO): cytoplasm
Molecular function (GO): aralkylamine N-acetyltransferase activity
Source: RefSeq, a predicted model, not a curated record